AAAGCUCCCCCCGUGUAGAACUAGCGAAUUUCAAUAUUUCUUCGUUUAAAAACUGUUCAAAACAGCGUGACAACUAAACUGUAUAAAUCAAUUUUAUAAUUGACAAAAUGUUUAAAAUACCGGUGUCGGGUAUUCUAUUGGGCGCGAGCAAAGUGUCCACGAAGAUGUUCGUGCCCAGCAUCGGUUUGCAUGUAUCGGCACCAAUGAAACUGAAGGAGAUCCACGCCAACAAGGUUGGCGGAAAGUUGAUUAUUGAAGGAGCUUUCGUGCCGUCUCCUAGAAAAGACCACCUCAUUCAGAACAACAACGAAUGCUGUCCGUUGUGCAGUCUCGGCUUGGACGUCAAACACACGGAUGUAUUGAUUCUUAGUCAAUUUGUACGAAGUGACGGUUGUAUGAUGCCACGACGAGUUACUGGCCUUUGUAAAACCCAGCAGAAAAGAAUGUCUAAAUUGGUGUCUAUGGCGCAUAAAGCAGGGUUAAUGUGUGAUUUAGCUCCAGCAAAUAGCAAAAAGGAUCCCAGUAAAAGAAAGUUAUGGAAAAAAUACAAUACAUACUAUGAUGAAUCCACUAUUAAAGUUUAUGAGAGUCAUUUCAAAACAAUUAAGGAUAACAUUAUACUUGAUUACAUGAAAUCAAAAAAUCCAGAAAAUUAAUCAAGUAGUAAUAAUCGACAAUAUUAAAACUUAAGAGUAGGGAUAAUAUGUACUUUUUCUUGUUAAAAUAAAAUAUUUAUAAUUAUA
This is a messenger RNA of Acyrthosiphon pisum (pea aphid), 743 nucleotides long. RefSeq names its product mitochondrial ribosomal protein S18A (gene mRpS18A). The transcript is spliced from 4 exons. Gene Ontology annotation, cellular component: ribosome; mitochondrial small ribosomal subunit. NCBI's taxonomy places the organism in Eukaryota, Metazoa, Arthropoda, Insecta, Hemiptera, Aphididae. The record is from RefSeq and is marked provisional. Gene Ontology annotation, biological process: mitochondrial translation. Gene Ontology annotation, molecular function: structural constituent of ribosome; small ribosomal subunit rRNA binding. The coding region runs from base 108 to 656 and encodes 182 amino acids.